ACACGUCCCGACACCACCCUGAACAGGCCCACCAUGUCCACCAAGGCCGCCCCCAGAGGCGUCAUCCGCCGUCUCAUCAACGCUGUCCAGCACUCAGCGUGCCCCUGCCAUGGAUGCCGCUCUGGCGGCGUCCACAAUCCCAUGCAGGCCAUCAACCAGAUGAGAAAGUACGCGACUCCGGUGGACAUGCCGCCGCCUGAGAAGGAAUACGCGUUUGAGGUCGCCGCUGCGAACCUCAGGUUCGGAGAAGGCGUUACGCGCGAGGUUGGCAUGGACUUUAAGAACAUGAAAGCGAGGAAGGUCGCCGUCUUUACAGAUCCGAAUGUCAAGGAUCUACCUGCAAUGAAGAUGGCUAUAGCGUCCCUUGAGUCGCAGAAAGACCUUGCCUUCGAGGUUUAUGACAGAGUCGUUACAGAACCCACGGAAGCGAGUUGGCGGGAUGCUAUAGCUUGGUCGCGGAAGCAUGACUGUAGCCAUUUCCUUGCUGUCGGAGGCGGAAGUGUCAUGGAUACUGCCAAGGCUGCCAACUUAUUCACUGUUUACAAGGACGCUGAUCUCUUCGACUUCAUCAACGCCCCAGUCGGCAAAGGUCUUCCAAUUGCAGAAAAGCUCAGGCCAUUGAUCGCCGUUCCUACAACUGCAGGAACUGGCGCUGAAACGACCGGAACGGCUAUUCUCGACAUUACAUCCAUGAACUUCAAGACUGGCAUCGCAAACCGCGCGCUCAAGCCCACUCUCGGCAUCGUGGAUACUCUAAACACACGCAGCUGCUCCCGAGAGCUGCAUAUCAGCGCAGGCCUGGAUGUUCUCUUCCACAGCCUGGAAAGCUACACCGCCAUUCCUUACACGGAGCGCACUCCCCGGCCGGCGAAUCCUAUUUUGCGACCUGCGUAUCAGGGUAGUAAUCCAGUCGCUGACGUCUUCUCCAUGUGGGCAUUGAGGACGACAGUGGAGAUGCUGCCUCGCGUCGCAAAGGAUCAAAGUGACCACGAAGCUCUGAGACAGAUGCUUCUCGCAGCUUCGUUUGCAGGUAUCGGGUUCGGUAAUGCUGGUGUGCAUUUGUGCCACGGCAUUAGUUAUCCUAUCUCUGGUUUGAACAAGACAGGACCGAAGUGGCAGCACCCCGGAUAUAACGUUGACCAUCCGAUUAUCCCUCAUGGUGUCUCCGUCGCCCUCACUGGUCCUGCUGUCUUCCAAUUUACGGCCCCCUCAGCCCCCUCACGCCACCGUGAGGCCCUCGCAAUCCUCAGGCGCACCACGUCCUCCGACCCGUCUAUCGCGUCUAUUCCCGAUCCCGAGGUUGGCGCGUACCUGUAUGAGGCAAUCGCGCAGUUCCUCGACGGCAUCGACGUUCCCCGCGGACUCAAAGCGGUAGGCUACACCAACGCGGACAUCCCGAGGCUCGUCGAAGGCACGCUGCCUCAGCGGCGUGUGCUCGAUCUCGCGCCCGGUGUUGGUGAUGUCGCUGGCGAGGAUGGCCGGGAACAUCUCACGCACAUCAUUGAGCAGUCCAUGUCCUACUAGUGGCAUGCAGAGAGCUUGGAAUCCGACUGUCUUGUACAAUACCAAAAUUGACUUGGAAUUUUUCAUAUCUGCUGUC
Phanerochaete carnosa HHB-10118-sp is the source of this 1600-nucleotide messenger RNA. RefSeq lists its product as uncharacterized. Gene Ontology annotation, molecular function: metal ion binding; alcohol dehydrogenase (NAD+) activity. NCBI's taxonomy places the organism in Eukaryota, Fungi, Basidiomycota, Agaricomycetes, Polyporales, Phanerochaetaceae. Bases 34 to 1524 code for a protein of 496 amino acids. The record is from RefSeq and is a predicted model, not a curated record. Gene Ontology annotation, cellular component: mitochondrion. The transcript has 10 exons.